Molecule: messenger RNA, 1437 nt
Organism: Uncinocarpus reesii 1704
Lineage: Eukaryota; Fungi; Ascomycota; Eurotiomycetes; Onygenales; Onygenaceae
Exons: 1
Coding region: 1-1437 (478 amino acids)
Source: RefSeq, a predicted model, not a curated record
AUGUAUCCUAACACUAAAGAUUCCUUUGCUGGCAUUAAUCCUGAAGAGUCUGCUUCCGCAGUUUCAGCUCAAGCCACAUCUGAAGCUGGGCCUUCCGAAGAAGGAGCCAGAUCCCAACAGCAUGUUGCUCCAGAUACUGUUUCAUCUACUAGUUCUCUCUCCGAUAUAGACGACGACGAAGAUGAUGAUAUCCGUCAUACCAUCUUCAAAACCAUUAAGAUCCAUACAGCCAAGUGCGACGUUUGCAACCAACAUAAUAAAUCUACCCUGCGCCGCUGUAUCGAUUGUGGUUGGCAAAUUUGUACCCCUUGUUGGGAUGCUCGAGGCGGAAACGGCACCCAUGGGGUUUCUCACAAAUUUACUGGACCAGUUUUCAGCCCCGGAGGGCCAAAUUUUGCCUCUCAUGGUCAAGAUAUAGCUGCGGAUGAUAGCGAUGAAACCAUCAGCAUUCCGGACGAUGAAGUCAAACGCAUGAAAUCGAAAGCCAAGGCCAAUAUCAAGGGGAAAAAGCCUAACCAGCAGGCAAAUCAUGGUGUUGCGAAAGGCCGAGCUUCCGAACGAGCCCCAGGGGAUAAGGGGAAAAGCAAAGCAGCAGGCACCAAAGCAAGUCAAAGCAAAGCGGCUAUUCGAAAGUCAGCCAAAACCAUUUCUACUAAACCUGGCAGCAACACAACCACCAAAGAGAGCCCUGUUGUCCUUGACGGAAACGAUGCUGGUACGGAUGACGAGUUGGAGUCUGAAAGUGCAGCGCAAACUGCGGCAACAUCGACCCAACAGCCUCAGGCUGAGAUGUCUCCAAAUGACCCCAAUAACCCAAUGUUUUACUUGUGCAUGGCCGCAGAACUUGCUUCAAAUCAAGAGAAAGAACAAAGACUGCGAGAUCAGGCGCUUCGCCUCCAAGCAGCACAGGCGAUGGCUGCACGCGCUAGGAUCCAGACUGCAUUGACUGCCGGCAAAGCUCGAUCGCCUCUUUUUGUCCCAAUCGGCUCCUCCCCAGAUCGUCUCCAAGGAGGUACGGCAACCGCUAUAAACGAACAUUCGCCCCUCCCUCAGUCCAUGGCCCACCGCACCGGUCCGCAAACUACAUUUCACCAGCCAUCCAUUCCAGGUUCCCUUCAGCCCCCAGGUAUCGCAGGUCCAGCUUCGCAAACCUCGGUCUUUAAACGAAGUAUUCUACAAGCCGAUGCUGGGGAAAAUACCACGAAUCGUGAGGCCCCGCAACCUCCGCCAAUUGCUGGACCCCAGGAUCCUCGCUGGACUUCUGGAUUUACCUCUUCUCAGCGACUUCGCCUUGAUCCUGAAUCCUCCUGGAUUAAUAGUUAUACUAGUUCAAUGUGGCAUGGAUCUUUUCAGCAGUUCAGCGGCCCUAGUGGGAUGGAUGAAGAGGUAGAGGAUGAAGCUGACAGCAGAUCUCAUGGGCGCCCAUGGGAUCUGUGA